Syzygium oleosum is the source of this 1276-nucleotide messenger RNA. Its product is annotated as pectinesterase 1. Gene Ontology annotation, biological process: negative regulation of catalytic activity. Lineage: Eukaryota; Viridiplantae; Streptophyta; Magnoliopsida; Myrtales; Myrtaceae. The record is from RefSeq and is a predicted model, not a curated record. The coding region runs from base 211 to 1065 and encodes 284 amino acids. The transcript has a single exon. Gene Ontology annotation, molecular function: enzyme inhibitor activity.
UUGAACAAAUUACAUUGAAUGAUUUGGAAAUUUUGAAUGCCGGGUCGGUCUAAAUGUGAAUUACAGGAAGAAUUUGGAGUUCUGAUUCAAUUUAGAACGUUGGAAGGGCAAGCUCUUGCCGUUGAUUUGUGGUUGGGUCGUAGGUGGGCAGGCCCUUGACUCGGUCAUUUGGACAACGACAAACUAUUUAGGAUCGUGGGUUUUCGUCUGAUGUUUCGGAGUUCCGAGUCAGCUCGAAAGAUGUCAAAACGCUUGUUCAAAGGCCUUCUUCAAGAUCCAUCUCCAUCUUCUCCUUCGACGUCCGUACAAGCACAUAGGAAAGAAGCUAGCAACUCGAGCAUGGAAUCCAUCAACGUCUUGAAGGGCUAUGGCAAGCUGAGCAGCCCCGAAGCUCAAUCCCCACGUCACAGAGCCAGCAAGAGACCUCUGAUACUCGCCGUCGCCGUCUCGUCGAUCGUUCUGCUGACCAUAGGCCUCGGCCUCCUCGUCGGAGCUCUGAUCCGUGAGUCGAGCACCGAGGAAUCGGAGUCGCGGUCGCUCAGAUCCAGCUCGGCCCAGUCGAUCCGAGCAGUCUGCAGCGUGACAGAGCAUCAAGACUCGUGCUUCACGAGCAUAUCCUCCCUCAACAGCUCCGUCAAGCCCGACCCAGAAGCCAUCUUCGAGCUCUCCCUGCGGGUGUGCGUCAACGAGGUGUCGGAUGCUUCUCUGUUCGUGCGGAACCUGGCCAAGAGCUCGAACGACGCGCGCUCGAAGGGCGCUCAAGGGGACUGCGGCGGCCAGCUAGACGACGCGGCGAGCCGGCUCGGCGACUCGGUGGCGGCCAUGGACGCGGGGCCAGGGGAGAAGGCGCUGACGGAGUUGAAGAUCAGCAACAUACAGACGUGGGUGAGCGCGGCCAUGACGGAUCAAGAAACGUGCUUGGACGGGUUGGAGGAGAUGGGGUCAACGGUUCUUGAUGAGGUCAGGGAUCGGUUGAGCAGGUCGAGGGAGUUCAUGAGCAACAGCUUGGCGAUUUGUGCUCAGAUGAGUGCCAUCCUAGACAAGUUCGAGAUGGGUAUGCAUUAAUCUUUCGUUGGUCGCAAAAUCGAGUUCGAGAGGAUACAUUGAUACAGUAAUCACAGAUUGAUGUUGUGGAGACUGGUGUGCUGGUGCCAGUAUUAGAAACUCAGUGUGUGUUGAUUUGAUCUGCAAUUGUUAUGCGCGUUGUGAAUUGUGGGAGAUUUCCAUCUGUAUGAGCACGAUCACUUCUCAAUGGCAAUGAUUUAUUUAUUUGUAA